This is a messenger RNA of Botrytis sinoallii, 1080 nucleotides long. RefSeq lists its product as uncharacterized. Lineage: Eukaryota; Fungi; Ascomycota; Leotiomycetes; Helotiales; Sclerotiniaceae. Bases 1 to 1080 code for a protein of 359 amino acids. The transcript is spliced from 4 exons. The record is from RefSeq and is a predicted model, not a curated record.
AUGGAGGAUUUUAAUAUCCCCAGCAACGAAAGGAUCGUUGUACUGAAAGCCCUCCAAGAAGAAAUAGGAAAUGUACCUCCAUACUUCUGGGCUUUCUGUCAAGUGUGUGACCUUCAGGCACUUCAAAAACUCACAGAUAUUGCUCGCAUUUCCCCUGCAAAUAAUUCGUAUAUUGGCCACACAGGCCUCUACAGCUAUAUUAUACUUAAUCAAGGCACGCCGCGUGUUUCCACUCCGAAUACAACACAUUUGAAACGGGGCUUGGGCUCAUCUUCAACCAAUUCUCCGCUUGCCAAGAGGCAAAAGAAAACUGAUUCACCUGUCAGUUCCCCCCUUGCUGAUAACCAGAGGAACACCAAUUCCCCUGUUAGUUCGCCGUCGUUGUAUCGAAGCAAGGCUGCCUCGGAUCUGGCUAGAGAUCGUGACCACCAUUGCUGUGUGCUUACUGGCGAUUCGGUCGUUGAAGUGGCACAUAUAUACCCAUUUUGCCGAAUAUCGACUUCAGAAGAGAACAUCUUUGGGGCGAGACACAUGUUUUGGGAGUAUUUGAAGAACUUCUGGUCAGAGGAGAAAGUGGCUGCUUGGAAAGCGGAAAUUUUCUCAAGAGGGCUAUCUAAAAUAGGAGACGAAAAGGUUGAUAAUCGAAUAACAUUGUCGAAGGUGGCACAUGCCCAAUGGAAUCGAGGGGCGUUUGCCUUAAAGCCAAUUUCUAUUUUUUUUUGGCAGAAGAAACAGACCGACAUCCAAUCAACUAUGACUCUUACGACGACACCUAUCUCCACCGAGAACCUCGAUCACAACGAAGGUGCAUUUGAUCACGGCUAUACGACGCUAUAUUGUCCAGGACCCAAAGCCAUCGAAUCCGGCCAAAUCUUCGAACUCAAGACUCGCGAUCCAAUAAAGCAACCCCUUCCCAGUUUCAAGCUACUCGAGCUCCAAUGGGCUUUAACGCGUGUGGUAGGUAUGGCUGGGGCUGCCUUUCCCUAUGAACCAAGUUCUGGAGACGAUUCAGACGAGGAUAUCCCGGGUUUGGAUUUAGAUGAAGCAGGAGACACAUCUGUUCUUUCGGAGAUUCUUUAA